This is a messenger RNA of Fonsecaea erecta, 990 nucleotides long. RefSeq lists its product as hypothetical. The record is from RefSeq and is a predicted model, not a curated record. Lineage: Eukaryota; Fungi; Ascomycota; Eurotiomycetes; Chaetothyriales; Herpotrichiellaceae. The coding region runs from base 1 to 990 and encodes 329 amino acids. The transcript has a single exon.
AUGGACUCACCAGGUGAUAGCGUCGACGUCGGCGGGUUUGACAAGCCCAUCGUCAAUUUCCGUCCUCAGCUCUGGCGCCAUCUGGACAAAGAUCGCCCUAUCCUCAAUCUUGACCUGUUCUGGCCGAUCAAGUUGGACGAAAUCAACGACGAUGAUGAUGAAGAGGAAGAGAACAGCGACGGCGACUCCAAGGGGGAUUUCCCGUUCAGAGACCUCAAACCUCUACAAACCUUCCACAACCUCCACUACCUUCAGUUGAACGGCAUGAUGAGAUCCUACCAACCGAUCAUCUGGGCUACCUGCUGGGUGAACAAGAACCUCACCAAGCUCCGCCUUGAAAUGGCACUCGAACCUGAAAUGUAUGAAGAAUCCAAGCACAAGUACCUCAAAAUCGAUGAGACAUGGUCCUAUGACGGCUCCGCUGAACGACAAGUCGACAGUGAAUAUCUCGGCUCUCACGGCAAAGGCAUCCUGCACCCAGAAUUCGGCGACGGCGAGUACCUCGACCAGCAAGCCAUGAAGCAGGCCCAGAUCGACGUGGUUGAAACCCUUCCCGUCGAAAAUAUGCGCUACCUCCCCAUCAGCCAUCUCACCCUGAUGAACUUCGCCGUCGACGCUGGCCCGUUCUUCCGCUGGUUCGACCCCAAGAAACUCGUCGAGCUCAACUUCCUCGGCCAAUGCGUCGACACCGGCUUCUACCUGCCCGACGACAUGCGAUCGGUCGUCAAAGUCAGCGGGCCGAAGCCCAAGCCACGCCCACAACCCAUGAUCGCCAGGGUUGUCAAGCCUGGAGAGGUCAAGCUGGUGACCCUCAAGGGAGGCAAGGUGGUUCCAGAUGAAUCCACCGGCGCCAGCAAUGCGGCCGGGAAAGGCGUCAAGACCAAGCUGAGCCAGAUGAUGCGCUUGGGAAAGAAAGACUCCAAGGAGUCGAAGGAGGCGAGCAGGGAGGCUGCGCAGCUAGAGCGCAAUAUGGCCAACAUGGGCCUUUAA